AUGAAGAGCCUGGUACGACAAGCUUUCCAUCAAGAGAUCCCGUCGUGGAUCCAGGAGGUGCCUACAGUUGAAGACAACUGGAGCCCUUGUUUGCAGACUCUAGAAGGUCAUACCGCCUGUGUGACUUCAGUCGCGUUCUCGGCAGAUCGCAAACAUAUUGCCUCAGGGUCAAAGGACAAUACCAUCAAGAUAUGGGACGUCAUUACAGGAGUAUGCCUCCAAACCAUGGAAGGUCACACUGAUUGGGUAACUUCGGUGAUUUUCCUGCCAAACGAUAAGAAAGUUGUGUCGGGGUCCGUUGACGAAACCAUCAAGAUCUGGAAUGCAACAACAGGCAAUUGUGAUGAGUCACUUGAAGGCCACACUGGUGCAGUUCAGUCUGUAGCCGUCUUAUCGUAUAGCCAGAUCGUCUCCGUAUCACACGAUCAAACAAUCAAGGUCUGGGAUAUUUUAACAAGCGCUUGCAUCAUGACAUUCAGGGGACAUGAUGAAUAUAUAACAUCAGUCGCUACUUUUGCGAACGUCAAUAUCGCUACAGGAUCUGGCGAUGCGACCAUCAAGAUAUGGGAUUCCUCUACAGGUGCAUGCGUUCAGACACUCAAGGGCCAUAUUGCAUGGAUAUGCUCGGUAGCUUUCCUGAACAGCCAGCAAAUUAUCUCAGGGUCAGAUGAUGAGACAAUCAAGGUUUGGGAUAUAGCUACGGGGGAGUGUGUUCAGACACUCAGAGGGCAUACCGAUUCUAUCUGGUCGUUAGCCGUUGUAGCACCUGGCCAGGUUGCUUCAGGAUCUGACGGCAUGAUCAAGAUCUGGGACAUAGCUACAGGUGCGUGCAUUCAGACACUAAAAGGGCACACCGAUUAUAUCAAGUCGAUAGCUACUAUGUCCCCUGAUGGAAUAGUUUCAGGUUCGCAUGAUGGAACAAUCAAGAUAUGGGACCUGGCGAUAGGCCCGAGUGAGAGAAGCUCUGAUAGCCAUAGCCGUCUUGUUCAGUCAACGGCUUUGUCGUUGGAUGGGCGGCAAGUGGCUUCAGGCUUAACGGAUGACAGAAUCAAGGUCUGGGAUUUGGAAACAGGCACCUGUGUCCAGACACUCCAGGGUCACAGCGAUUUUGUGACGUCCAUCAUUUUUCUCAAAAACGGCCAGAUCGCCUCAGCUUCGUGGGAUGGGAUGGUCAAAGUCUGGCAUGUUGAUACAGGCGCCUGUGUUCAGACACUCAAGGCUUCCAAUGCGGUCUACUCAAUAGCCUCCUCGGCACACAGCAAGUAUAUCGCAUUGGGUUUGAAGAAGAAAGUAGAAAUUUGGAAUGUGACUAAGGGUAAGUGUAUUUGGGUUCUUGAUGACACAGGCUUUGUCAAUUCGCUCGCCUUCUCUAUGGAUGCUCAGCAGUUGGUCUUGGGAUCAAGCACCCUUGAGAAUACAGGUAAGAUUACGAUCUGGAAUAUCGCUACAGAGACAUGUACUCGUACACUCGAGGGCCAUGACAGCGAGAUAUUAGCAGUGGCCUUUUCUUCAAAUGGGCGGUAUGUUGCCUCGGCAUCCGCGGACAGCACAGUCAAAGUCUGGGAUGUAGCUGAAGAAGCGUGCCUCCAGACACUCGUUGGCAUGGUACACCGCCUUUCAUUUGACCCAAGGGCGAACCAUAUCAUCUAUAGCGACAUUGGCAUUAUAGAUCUGGACCUGGAUCUGGAUCCGAGGUCAGUUGCCACGGAACUGGGGGAUGAACCCCUUCUGCGACGACAUGUUGCCACUCGUGGCUACGGAAUAGAUAAAGGUCAUGAAUGGAUUACGAAGGACGGAAGGCCUCUCUUGUGGCUGCCUGUGGAAUAUCGGUCCUAUACUUCGGUCAUCGUGGAGUCCUCGAUUGUUUUCUGUAAAUCGGGUCAUCUUCUCAAAAUGAAGUUUUUAGACCCAGAACCAGAUACGCAGCUCCCAUAG
This is a messenger RNA of Trichoderma aggressivum f. europaeum, 1935 nucleotides long. RefSeq lists its product as uncharacterized. The transcript has a single exon. Gene Ontology annotation, molecular function: protein binding. The record is from RefSeq and is a predicted model, not a curated record. Lineage: Eukaryota; Fungi; Ascomycota; Sordariomycetes; Hypocreales; Hypocreaceae. The coding region runs from base 1 to 1935 and encodes 644 amino acids.